This is a messenger RNA of Microtus oregoni (creeping vole), 3704 nucleotides long. It is a transcript of the gene Heca, whose product is annotated as hdc homolog, cell cycle regulator. The record is from RefSeq and is a predicted model, not a curated record. The transcript is spliced from 4 exons. Lineage: Eukaryota; Metazoa; Chordata; Mammalia; Rodentia; Cricetidae. The coding region runs from base 295 to 1923 and encodes 542 amino acids.
UCAAAACAAGCCCGAGACCCGCCUUUUCCCUCAGGAUCCCGAGCGUCUCGCUCCGCUCGCGGGCCCCUUGCGCUCGCGCGGCUGCGAGCCUCGGGUGGCCGCGCGUGGCCGCCCGCGCCAGCUCCAGGAAGCCGGGGAGGGCGCGGCGGCCGGGAUGGCGCGGCUCGGGCCGCACGGCGGGGCGGGUGCCUGAGGAGAGCGGCCGGCCCCGUGCUCUCCACAGCCGCCCCAGCGCCGCGGGGAGCAGCCUCCGUGGGCGCCGGGCACAGGGACCCCCUCGAGCGGGCCAGGGAGAUGCCCAACCCCAAGAACAGCAAAGGCGGCCGCAAAAACAAGCGCGCCAACAGCAGCGGGGACGAGCAGGAAAAUGGAGCCGGGGCCUUGGCGGCGGCGGGUGCGACAGGCGCGGCGGCCGGAGGGGCCCUGGCGGCGGCGGGCUGCGGGGCGGUGUCACCGGGCGCGGUGGGCACCGGCGGCGCGGCGGGCCCGGGAGGUGCGGGCGCGGGCGCCGCCAACGCCGCCAGCGCUGCGGGGGCUGCAGGCGCGGGAGACGCCAAGAACGAAGCUCCUUGUGCCACGCCCCUGAUCUGCAGCUUUGGGAGGCCAGUGGACCUGGAAAAGGAUGACUACCAGAAGGUGGUGUGCAACAACGAGCACUGCCCGUGCAGCACCUGGAUGCACCUGCAGUGCUUCUAUGAGUGGGAGAGCAGCAUCCUGGUGCAGUUCAACUGCAUUGGCAGGGCCCGCAGCUGGAACGAGAAGCAGUGCCGCCAGAACAUGUGGACCAAGAAGGGCUACGACCUGGCUUUCCGCUUCUGCUCCUGCCGCUGUGGGCAGGGCCACUUAAAAAAGGACACAGACUGGUACCAGGUAAAGCGGAUGCAAGAUGAAAAAAAGAAGAAGUCUGGGUCAGAGAAGAACUCAGCAAGGCCUCCAGGGGAGGCUGGGGAAGAGGCGAAAAAAUGCAGGCCCUUGAACAAGUCCCAGAAAGGCCUGAACCAUGACCUUCCCCGGCGGCAUUCCAUGGACAGGCAGAACUCCCAGGAAAAGACAGUUAAUGCUGCAGCCUAUGGGGCCCGCUCCCCCUGUGGCUCCCCUGGCCAGUCCCCACCCUCUGGUUACUCUAUCCUCUCCCCAGCCCACUUUAGUGGUCCCCGCUCCUCCAGAUACCUUGGGGAAUUCUUAAAGAAUGCCAUUCAUCUUGAGCCUCACAAAAAGGCCAUGCCUGGGGGCCAUGUGUUCAGAAAUGCCCACUUUGAUUACAGUUCAGCUGGGCUGUCUGUACACAGGGGAGGACACUUUGACACCCCUGUACAGUUCCUGCGGCGAUUGGACCUCUCUGAACUUCUCGCUCACAUCCCCAGGCAUAAGCUGAACACUUUCCAUGUUCGGAUGGAAGACGACGCCCAAGUGGGCCAAGGCGAGGAUCUACGGAAGUUCAUUCUUGCAGCCCUCAGUGCCAGCCACAGAAAUGUUGUAAACUGCGCUUUGUGCCACCGGGCACUUCCUGUGUUUGAACAGUUCCCACUAGUGGAUGGAACUCUGUUCUUAAGCCCCUCAAGACAUGAUGAGAUUGAAUAUGAUGUUCCUUGUCACCUUCAAGGGAGACUCAUGCAUCUGUAUGCAGUGUGUGUGGACUGUCUGGAAGGGGUUCACAAGAUCAUCUGCAUCAAGUGCAAGUCCCGGUGGGAUGGCAGCUGGCACCAGCUGGGCACCAUGUACACCUACGACAUCCUGGCCGCCUCUCCCUGCUGUCAGGCCCGUCUGAACUGCAAGCACUGUGGCAAGCCUGUGAUCGACGUACGGAUCGGAAUGCAGUACUUCUCUGAGUACAGCAAUGUCCAGCAGUGUCCACACUGUGGGAACCUGGACUACCAUUUUGUGAAGCCAUUCUCCUCCUUCAAAGUUCUUGAAGCUUAUUGAUGAAAGCUUUGCUUUAGUAAUAGCUAUUUUAUUGAUAUUAUUACUUUACUACAUACCUUUUAUAGGGGAGCAUUCUGUGACAUUAAUUUCUUUUCUAAUUUAAAACAGAGUUUACUUUGUAUAUUUGUGCCACUAAAACGAGGGCUGCCCCUUGCCCUUUCUUAAUUCCCAAAUGUUGGUGUGUGGUUAAGACUGGAGUGCAAAUGGGAAAUUGGACAGAUUUUGGUUCGUAGGGUUUCAGUCUCAUGCAGAAUCUCUGAUGCAGUACUGAGGUAGCAGGAAGGAUGGGUGCCACUUAGGUGUUGGAUUCUGUGGUGACGCUAAAGGUGUGGUAGGAGUUGGGAGGAAGCUUUUUCUAAUGUUAGCUCUCUUGAGAGACCCACUGUUAGAUGUUUGGGCCUUGGGAAAAAUAAGUGACAAAUGAAUGUAAGUCUAAACCUGGAGAGCCAGUACUGCAUUAGGCUACCUGGACUCUGUUCUUCAGUUCAGGGUGAGGUCAGCUUACUCCCACUGAUAGAUAGGUGAUUUGAGAAUAGUUCUGAAUGCUUUCUUUGACAGUUUGUAUAAUUUAACAGUUUUCAUACCGGAAAUAAUAGCCAAAUUAUCUGACACUUGAAAACUGUUGCUGUUGUAAAUGUUUUAGGUGAGCUGAAUAUAACAGGUCUUGUGAAGUGAAAUUGGAAAUGAUGAAUACUGAAUCAAGAGGGCAGAAAGCAGAACGUGGUUAUUUGGAUCGUGUCUCUAGAACCUACAGAAAAUUUGCACAUGCUGUAGGUUUGGUGGGCAUCGUUUACAGAUUGCAUUGCUGAAGCAGUUGCGUGGUAUCCAGAUCUUCUGAGGCAAACCUCUAGCCUAACUGCUGCGCUCCAGAGCCAGUCAUGCUACACUUCAUUGUGUCUACUGCCACAUCAGCCCAUUUAAUACUAGUUCCCCAAAUCAGAGUUGACCUAGGAAGGAAGGGGAAAUUGGUUAGAAUGAUGAAGAACAGUUUUUAUUCUUUUAAAAGUAUAUUUCAUUUUGGUAGCAGUAAUGCAAAGAGCAUAUCUGAAAAUAGAUCAUCCUAAAGAUUUCCAUGAUUCCUCACUGUUUCUUAAAAAAAAAAAAGUUGCAUACAGAACACCGGGUAUUCCAAAGUUCACUAGGACUUGGAUACUUGAAUGUGCUGAAGAUAUCCCUCAUAGAAUUAGAAUUAAAGAAUUACUUCUCAUGAAGGAAUUUGGUAAUUUCAAGUAUGAUACAGAAAUAUACAUUAAAAGACUACUAAAAAUAACUGUUUUAUGAAUAGGCAAAUUUGGGGUUCAUGUAAAUAUUUUAUAUCACUUGAUUUAUGCCAUCCCAGGGGGCUUUUCUUUUCAUAAUUGUCUAAACAUUAUUGCCAAUGAGUUUUACGUUCUAUAGAAGUCUUGGUGUUUAAUUUGAAACAACAGCAUUUAAAAACCUAUGCUAAACUAAAACUUUUUGUCAGUUGGUUUGUUACUUCUGGUUUUGUGUUUGAUGAUCUGAAAAGUUUCAUAAUCUGCAAGAAAUGCUGAAGUUGCAUAGGACAAACAAUAAUCAUUAUUGAUCAGAUGGUGUUUAAUACAACUACGUUAGAUCUAUAGGAUAUAAUAUUUGCAAAUUUGUCUUUGAUGCACAAAGCUAUAAUUAUGAGUUAGCUGUUUUCCUAUGAAUCUGUUGUACACUCAAGUUUAAAAUUUUGGUAAGUUUCUAUUCAGAUUCCAUAUUUGUCUUCAUGCUUGUUCCUGAUUUUUUAGAAUAAAUAAAAUACUUGUAAUGCUGUU